Photinus pyralis (common eastern firefly) is the source of this 1014-nucleotide messenger RNA. RefSeq lists its product as uncharacterized. The record is from RefSeq and is a predicted model, not a curated record. Bases 64 to 1014 code for a protein of 316 amino acids. Gene Ontology annotation, molecular function: protein dimerization activity. The transcript has 2 exons. NCBI's taxonomy places the organism in Eukaryota, Metazoa, Arthropoda, Insecta, Coleoptera, Lampyridae.
CUCAUUGCUACAACGGAUUGCCAAAAUGCAAUUUCAAAAAAUGCCGCCAUCAGAACGAGACACAUGCAUGCCUUCGAUAAGUGCUCCAAAUUGUGGAAAAAAGCGGGAAAACCAAAAUCGAGUGAAAUAAUUUUGGAAGUGUUGAACCACACUCUCAGUUAUCCUGGCCAAACUCGAUGGAAUUCUUAUUUUGAUUCCAUUAGUCAGAUUUUGAAGGAAAAACACAAACUUCCAACACUUUUUCAACGACUGGAUCUUGUUGGUUUCAAAGAAACGGAAGUGCAAUAUCUUGAAGAAUAUGUAAUGGUUAUGUCUCCAUUAGCGGCUACACUUGAUUUCCUUCAAGGUCAAAAUAUGAACUACUAUGGUUACCUACUGCCAAGCAUCAUUUCGUUAAAAAAUAAGCUGGAAAAACUGACUGUAGAAAACUUUAGUUACGGCGGACAAGUACUGCUAGAAGCAAUUCUAAAAGGAAUUAAUAAACGAUUUUUAAGCAUUUUAACAUUACAUGAGAGAGAUGCCGUUUUCGCAGCAGUCUUGUGCCCACAAUUUAAGUUAAGGUGGUUUCAAUGUAUUUCCAGCUCCAAUUGCACUAUAGAAAAUAUUAAACACGAUAUAGUGAAAACUGGAAGCAGAGAAUUAUCAUGUCGUGACGACUUCGACGAAAAAUCAUCUCCACCAUUGGCACCAUUAGAAGUCGAUGACAACUUUUUUGAUUUUAACGACAACAAUGAGAAUGAGGAAACUGUAUCAACCAAAGUAAAAAAUAAUCAUAAACUUGAAUUAGAGUUGAUUAAAUAUCUGGAUGAUAAGAGAAAAAAUUUUGAAAUGCUGAAUGAUUAUCCACUGCUAAAAAAAUUAUCUUUAAAAUUUAAUACAUGCUUACCUUCUUCUGCUGCCGUUGAGAGAAUGUUCUCCUUCGCUUCAAUUGUAAAUAGCCCUCGCCGUAAUGCGCUGUCUGAUGACAAUUUUGAAAUGCUUGUGUUAUUAAAAGCGAAUUAUACCUACCAAUAA